UGCUUAUUUCCUUCCUACAAACACAUAGCACAAUUCAAGGAAAUCACUCCGGUUUGCUCAGACGGCUGGUUUCUAAUAUGAACAGUACCCUGCACAGUACACUGGUGGCUUUAUCCUCCGCACUCUAAACUCUGCUUUAAAGAGGUGAUGACGUGCAUACUCGUACUGCUGGUUUUGCUGAGCACACAAGCAACCAAGGUGUGCUCGCUGCCCUCUGUAGCAGACUCAGAUGGAAACUGUGAGGAUACAAAAUAUCGACCAGAUGGUUCUAAUCUGUGCUGCAACAAGUGUCCCCCUGGAGAACGACUCGUAACACACUGCAGUGAAACUCAUGAGCGUGUUUGUGAACCAUGUGCAUCAGGACAGUAUAUGGAGCACAUGAACUACAAUCAAAACUGCCUCAAAUGUGUAACAUGCAAAGAACACAAAGGCCUGAAGUACGCGCGGAACUGUUCCCCUACCACCAGUUCAAAGUGCAUCUGCCAGACGGGGAAGUACUGUAUCGUAGGAUUUAAAGACCCCUACUGUAGCGAAUGUGUGAAGUACAAAGUUUGCAAAGUUGGCUAUGGAGUGUCUGUGCCAGGGACAGCAGACUCAAAUGUAAAGUGUGAACGAUGCCCCGACGGGACUUUCUCUGACACAGUCUCCUUCAAAGACGCCUGCAAACCUCAUACAAACUGUAACGGGAGGGCUGUCGUUACAAAAGGCAACGCUACCUCAGAUACUGUGUGUGAACCUGGAUCCACAGCGCUGCCGCAGAUGUCAACAGAAAAGCUCAACAUGAACACUGUGUUGACAAGUGCAGGUCCAUUGAAGACAAUGGUCCCAGUGACAUCAGUGUCUCAACAUACAUCAGCAGAGUCCAUACUGCCCUCCAGUCGGUCUGUAGAGACAGAAUUUGCCAAUCCAACAAAAAGCCAGCCACAAAACACAGGACCUGGCGGAACACUGGCUGCAGCAAUUGGCGGUGUCAUUGGAUUCAUUUUGCUGUUCAUCAUAAUUAUCAUCACGGUGAUCCUUUGUAAACCAGCCUGGAAGAAAGAUGCAGAAAUAGUCCAUCCUAAAGUUGAUGCAAAUGGAAAUUGCGAGAGUGGUGAUAAAGUCAGUGAGUGUUAUCCGGAGGAAACUCAGCUCUUGUCAUUCAAAGUUAUGUCACCAGAACAACAAUGUCUACUGGAAAAAGGGGAAGCUUGCAGUGACCACAGUCAGAACAGCAAUUCUGACACUUUAACCCAAAUAGAGGGCUGCAGCAGCCACGAGUCCAUUGGCCCUUUGCAGUCAACGUUACCCCUUCACAAUCCUCAAUCUAUUCUGUCUGAGCCGAUGACGUUACAGUCCACCGUAGGUCACGCCAUCCCUCAGCCCAGUAUGGCCACACAGUCCUCCUCUCAGCCCACCAGCCCCCAAAUAAUCAGCCCAAUGACCACGAGUCCACACGUCAACGUCAACAUCACUUUCCACAUUGGAAAUGGAACAUGUGGAAGUCCAUCUGUGAUGCCCACAGAUCUGAUGCAGGUAGACCCUAAGAUUUCCUAUGGAGAGGAAGAGGAGAGCAUUAGUAUCCCACAGCAAGAAGCUGGGAAGCAUUCACAGAUGUCAGUGGAGGAAAGUUUAAGUUGCAGUACAUGAAGACUAAUCCAAUGGACACGAGAAUACGGUUUUCCAUCUUUCGUGAUUCAACAUAGCAGAGAAUUACUGGUUAAAGUAGUUAACAAACUGCUUCUUUGUGUGAUUU
Messenger RNA from Sphaeramia orbicularis (orbiculate cardinalfish), 1735 nucleotides. RefSeq names its product tumor necrosis factor receptor superfamily, member 1B (gene tnfrsf1b). The transcript is spliced from 9 exons. Lineage: Eukaryota; Metazoa; Chordata; Actinopteri; Kurtiformes; Apogonidae. Gene Ontology annotation, molecular function: protein binding. The coding region runs from base 148 to 1629 and encodes 493 amino acids. The record is from RefSeq and is a predicted model, not a curated record.